GAGCAAGACUCUGCCUUAAAAAACAAUAAUAAAACAAAAAAUAAACUUUUACCUUAGAAUAAUUUAAGAUAUGUAAAAGUAGAUAAAGAAAAAGUUUGGGACAUUCAGCCGGCCGUUCAGUCCCACGGACUUUGCAUUCCAGAACCAUGGCCCAAUUUGUCCGUAACCUUGUGGAGAAGACCCCGGCUCUGGUGAACGCUGCUGUGACUUACUCAAAGCCUCGAUUGGCCACAUUUUGGUACUAUGCCAAGGUUGAACUGGUUCCUCCCACCCCUGCUGAGAUCCCUAGAGCUAUUCAGAGCCUGAAAAAAAUAGUCAAUAGUGCUCAGACUGGUAGCUUCAAACAGCUCACAGUUAAGGAAGCUGUGCUGAAUGGUUUGGUGGCCACUGAGGUGUUGAUGUGGUUUUAUGUUGGAGAGAUCAUAGGCAAGCGUGGCAUCAUUGGCUAUGAUGUUUGAAGACCAAUCUUUAACAUCUGGUUAUAUUUGAUUUAGUAUUUGAGUGUUGUUGGACCAUGUGUGAUCAGACUGCUAUCUGAAUAAAAUAAGAUUUGUCAAAAAAAAAAAAAAAAAAA
Piliocolobus tephrosceles (Ugandan red Colobus) is the source of this 574-nucleotide messenger RNA. RefSeq names its product ATP synthase subunit g, mitochondrial. Lineage: Eukaryota; Metazoa; Chordata; Mammalia; Primates; Cercopithecidae. The transcript has a single exon. Gene Ontology annotation, biological process: proton motive force-driven ATP synthesis. The record is from RefSeq and is a predicted model, not a curated record. Gene Ontology annotation, molecular function: proton transmembrane transporter activity. Bases 147 to 458 code for a protein of 103 amino acids.